This is a messenger RNA of Hydatigera taeniaeformis, 765 nucleotides long. The record is from the annotation of a GenBank genome assembly. NCBI's taxonomy places the organism in Eukaryota, Metazoa, Platyhelminthes, Cestoda, Cyclophyllidea, Taeniidae.
UUGUUGAAGGACCCCGAAGCAUCACCUGCCACUGACGCUACGCAAAGUAAUGCUACCAAAACUAUGGAGACGACACAAUCGAACGCUGACAUCCAAGCGACGAAUGCAGGAGUUAGUGAGUCCUUUAGGCGUCACCUGGACGAGAUGGACACCUCAGAGAAAGAAAGAAUGCGUAUGCGCAGGAAAAUAAUGCAAGCGAAGAUGGCUGCUGCUGUAAAGAACCUCAACCUAGGAAGAAACGAGAGCCGAGUCCUCACCAGCGCCCUAGCUUUGGGCCACAAGAUUGACAGUAAAAUGCGUGCUCGUCUCAUGAAGGCCUGCAUGGCAAUGCAGCAGGCUCGCACCGAACAAUGCAAUGUGGCUGCUGUCACAGCUUGCUAUCGCAUACAAACUUCUGCUGUCAUCUCUACUGGUCUUCCUCUUUUCAUUGGACCUUGGUGUUCAUCUUACGUUACCAAGGGUACCGCAUGUCCAACUGGUGAAGCCCUGGAAAAGGCAAAAACGGAAUGCGGAAGUAGUGGUUACAACAUUGGUUUAAAGGACGGCUUCGGGGCACACUUUGCGGUGGCGCAAUCGGGACUCCAACAAUUUGCUGAAAAUUUCCAAAUCGCGGUAGGAUACAAAAAACUCAAGAGUGCAGCAGCACAAAUAAGAGCUAUGCAUCACGACACGGAGGAUGCUAUUGAACAACUGGCUUAUCUAACUUUGGAUGCUACUCGAGCUGUCUUCGCCAUCGUUCUUCUGUUCUCCACCUUACUAAAAUUG